CCGCCGCUGCCCUGGGCUCCUCUCCUCAUCCUGCUCGCUUUCUCUCUCCUCAGCUGGGGAAAGAGGGCCGGUGGCCUCCUGGCACCGCGGGCCGGGGCAGCUUCGCAGGCGCUCUUGGCAGUGACAGCCCCUCAGAAUGAGUGGGCCCACAUUCUCUUCUCCAGCUGCUGAGAUGGCAGAAAUUAAUCGACUUCAGUAUGAAAUGGAAUACACUGAAGGCAUCAGCCAACGCAUGAGGGUCCCAGAAAAGCUAAAGGUAGCUCCACCAACUGCUAGUCUGGAACAGAGCAUCCAAGAAGGACUUCCAAAUGCAAGUGUUACAAUGCAGGUCCCAGAGAGGAUUGUAGUGGCAGGUAAUAGUGAAGACAUUCCAUUUUCCAGACCACCAGAUCUUGACCUUCUGCAGUCCACCCCAUUCAAACCUUUGGCAUUGAAAACUCCUCCUCGGGUUAUUUCACUUAGUGAGCGAUCACUAGAUUUCCUGGACCUAGAAAAACCACCACCACAGACACCUCAAAAUGAAGAGGUUCGUUCAGUGGGAAGACUGAAGAGAGAACGUUCCAUGAGUGAAAACGCUGCUCGUCAAAAUGGCCAGUUGGUCAGAAAUGAUUCCAUGUGGCACAGAUCAGAUACUGUCCCAAGAAAUAAAAUGCCACGGUUCCAGUCACCCCUCUCCACUAAGGACUACACUGUGACACCAUCACUACAACAGGCUCGUGUCUGUCCUCCCAAUAUGUUACCCGAAGAUGGAACUAAUCUUUACUCUGCUCGUGGCAUUUUGUCGCUUAUCCAGACUUCCACUCGUAGGGCUUACCAGCAGGUCUUGGAUGUGCUGGAUGAAAAUCGCAGGCCAGUGUUACGUGGUGGGUCAUCUGCUACCACUUCUUCUAACCCUCAUCAUGACAACACCAGAUCUGGUCUUUCAAACUUGGACGUGACAAUUGAGGGAACGCCAGAUGACAUGACAGUUGUGGAUGCUGCUUCUUUAAGAAGACAGAUAAUCAAACUCAAUCGUCGCCUACAACUUCUGGAAGAAGAAAACAAAGAGCGUGCUAAAAGAGAAAUGAUCAUGUACUCAAUUACUGUAGCUUUCUGGCUACUCAAUAGCUGGCUUUGGUUUCGGCGCUAGACACUGCUGUCCAAAAGAUUUAAUAGUUGGAAAUUUAAUCAAUUUGCAAAAUCCUUUGUUUCUGUCUUUGAAUUGUAUGCUGUUUUAUAAUCCAUGCACUGAGAACUUCCACCACAGAAAAAGGCUGUACAGUUAUAUUGUUGAGGGGACUUUCUGUUGCUCAGCUAUUUAUUGUUAUCAGAUUGUAGGAAUAUAUAUAGUAUCUUCCCUUUGCAUGUCGCAAUGUAAAUAUGGAUUGACUCAUUUUGAAAAGAAGUUUGCUUCUCUGCUCUGUAAGGAUGGUGACCAGUGGAAAUAAUUACUGUCUCUUGUGGUUGGAAGAUAACAAAUAUAAUGGAUUUGGAACAGUAUCUUUAAAAUACAUAUUAAUAAAAGUAUGAGGUUUCUAUUGUUCUGUUGUUAGAUGCUGUAAAUUUAUGGUUAAACAUUAUUGCGCUGUUUUUUUCCUUUAGCCAAACUAGUUAGUUUCUCUCUCUCUCUCACACACACACACACACACACACACACACACACAGUAUGUCUCUUAUUUUAGCACAUGUACAGGGUGAGUAAAAGGCAUUCUUUGAUAACAAGAACCUGCAGAUUAUCCAGAGAUGUGUAAUAUGUAUUUUCUUAUUUCAGCUUUAAUUUUGCAAAUGGUUUUUCUAAGCAGUACAUUUUUUCAACAAGUCUGUGACAUUAUGGAAUACAAGGUAGCAAUGUAGUGUAUUUAAUAAAACUGUCAAACCAAGCAGUGUUUAAUAUUGUUUUAAAAGGUUGUCAUUUAUCUUAAUAAAGCCUUGUCUAUAUGAAUGGA
Molecule: messenger RNA, 1925 nt
Organism: Alligator sinensis (Chinese alligator)
Lineage: Eukaryota; Metazoa; Chordata; Crocodylia; Alligatoridae
Gene: MFF
Product: mitochondrial fission factor
Exons: 9
Coding region: 137-1129 (330 amino acids)
Biological process (GO): positive regulation of mitochondrial fission
Cellular component (GO): peroxisome; mitochondrial outer membrane
Source: RefSeq, a predicted model, not a curated record